ACCAUUAAACUUACAGGUAUUCCAACUAUCUGGCACACAUUACGUAGAAACACACGCUCUGCAUGUUCAUACUAAUUUGAUAAAGUUGUCAGGUUGUGAAAUCAGUUUGUCUCUAUUUUAAUAAAUGUCAUGAUGUCAUUGCUGGUGGUAUAGUUUUAUGUCACAAUGUUCAGGAGGAAUGCUGUGGAGCCUACAGACUCAAAGACAUGUCUGCGAGUCGUCUGAGCAGAUGAGCGUUUAUGCCAAAUUGCUGCCAACACGAUGGGACAAACCGAGUGAGACGACAUGUGGGUGUUCAUGGAGCGAAGUUUAGCCGUGGUUUGGACCUUCCUGCUGGGAGGCGGAUUCAGUCUGGACUUCUCUGUUGCAACAACCAAGACCGUCCCUCAAUCGCUGCGGCUCCUCGGCUGUGUGUUUAUACCUCGAAGUAACGUCACCUGCCACUGGACGCCUGGAGACAAUCAGGCAACGUACUAUACCCUAAAAGCUGAAAAAAUCCCAAGUUCAAAAAGCUCAACAUUCAUCUGCACCACAACCGGGUUGAGCUGCACUGCAGGAAUCAAUGGAUCCGGACUUAGGUUCACGUUUUGCAUCAGUGUCAUAUCGCACGGCAUAAGUGGAAAUAUUUCAUCUAAAACUCGGUGCCAGUCUGCAAGAAUAGAAGGAAAAUUGGCUCCAGCGAGUUUGAACAGCGUCCAACAAGUUGACGGUUCCCCUCACUGCCUGAGUGUGUCCUGGACCAGUAAUGUGACUCAUUUUCCCCUGUCUCCGUCAGAAAUUGAAGCUGGACAGCUGGAUUCUCAAAUGAAGUUUACACCUGAGGGAGAGGUAAAUGCUCAGGUCAGGAGUGUGAGUGUAACCGGAUACACUUUCCAGGUGUGCCUCUUCAAGCCGGACACCUCGUAUACGCUCCAGAUUCGAAACCGUUACCUGGGCGAGGUCAGUCCCUGGAGCGAGUGGAGCAACCCAUUUCAGGGAAGGACAGCAGAGGCUGCCCCGUCUGCAGCACCAGCUCUCUGGAGGGAAGUGGGACUUAUCGGCAGGAACGGAUGGAGGCUCAUUUCUCUGCUUUGGAAGCCGCUGCCUCGCCUCCUGGCCAAUGGCAGAGUUGCCUUCUACAAUGUGACUUGUCGGGCAGAGAAUGAUCUGAAUCUUAGCGAUUAUGGGAGCUGUGGAAAACUGCAGCAUGAAACCACAUCCUGCAGCUUGCCUCUUCCUGCCGGACGUUGCUCCUGUAGUCUGACGGCGUCCACCUCUGCAGGGACAUCGCCUAAAGCCCACAUCUGGAUCUCAGGCUCCUCUGAAAAAGAGCCGCCGCCUCCGGCCGAGCUCACGGCCACGCCGCUGGGUGACGGCACCUUGGUGGUUCGCUGGAGGCCUCCGCUAGAUCUGUCAGUGAGCGGCUUCGUGGUGGAGUGGGUUGCAGUCAGAGAGGAAGCCAGCAGCGUUCUGCACUGGGAAAAGCUGAAUAGUUCCUCUACAAAGCUGAUCAUCACAGAGGGAGUGAAGACAAUGGAACGUUACGCUGUCUCUGUCAAGGCUCUGUAUGGCGAACAAGGAGCGGGAGAAAGUAUAACGCUCCAUGUUUAUACGCAGCAAGGAACGCCCUCAGCUGGUCCUGAUGCGCGGGUGGAGCGCAUUUCUGAAAGCUCAGUGGAGCUCAGCUGGAGUCCCGUACCUGUGGAGCGGCUUCAUGGCUUCAUUCGGAGCUACGCCCUCUUUUGCACCACCAGAAACCAGCUGGAAAAGAGUGUAACUGUGCCCGGCCACGUCCACCGCUACACUCUGGAGAAUAUGUCGCCUGGUAUUUACGACAUAUUCAUUCGCGCCAGCACCGUCGCCGGUACUGGUCCAGCUGGGAACCCGGCUAACGUUCACAUUGGCUCUGAGGAAAUAUCGAUAGUGAUCUGCAUCAUCGUUCCACUGCUGCUGAUUUCACUGGUGCUGAUUCUGAUACUCCUUCUGGCUCAGAGGAGAGUGAUAAAGAAGAAGCUCUGUCAUGGAGUGCCAGAUCCUUCUAACAGCACCGUGUCCCGGUGGAACCCUCAUACCAGCUUCGAGAAUACGAAGCUGAUUAUGAAACAAGAGAAGCCAGAAGUCAGCUUCCCUGAAGUCAUCGGGAGGCGAGAUCUAGAGUGGGCCCACAGCUAUUUACCCAUCUGCAAAAAUCAGCUCUAUUUUGACCCGCAGCCCUCCUCUUUCCUAGCCGGAGCAUCAGAUAGAGGAUAUAUCACGAACGUGACCAGGACCCAGUCUGCCAAUGAUCUUUCCACCAGGCCCUACAGCUAUUCCACUGUCCUGUUCAACCAAUUCAACCAGUACCUGCCGUCCUCUCCUCAGGCCGGUCAGAAUCCCAAUAUCUGCUGUAGUGACAUUAAGCAGGCAGCAGAUGGAAGCAGUGAGUCAUCGGUCUUCCCGUUUACCGAGUUGGAAGGACAGAAAGCCUUUGCUUUUUCUCUGGAGCGCUUUAAAAGCCUUCAUUCCUCAUCGGACUUCAGCAGUACUCCUCCUUCCUGCAUCUCACUUCCUCGUCAGACUGAUUCACCGAGGUUAAACUCGGCUUACAGAAAACUUCCGUCGGACAGCUUUGCGUCAACAUUUCCCUCUCUUGCCUUUGUGGAUUUAUCCUCAUUCCCUGUGGAGUUUGGUCCUUACAUCUCCUCUGAUCGCUAGGUUAAGAUUUAAGAUUAUUUUCGUAAACCAAGACUUCAUUUUCUAGUUGGAAGUGUCAUAGGUCUCUCCCAAAAGAUAAUCACAAUGGGGUAUCAUUUUAGAAACAGAUAAAAUCUCAGUUUUUAUAUAUUUAUUCAUUUUAAAAAAUGAGAUGUCAAAAAAUUAUUUAUACCCUUCUAUCAAUGGAAAAGCUUUCAAUGCUUUUUGCUCACCUGCUGUGGUAUUUUUGCUAAUUUAUAUUUCGCAAUGAGCUCAACGUUUUUGAGGUUGGUUUGUACCAUUAGUGAAUCAGCCAGUCACAUGAGAGCAACAUAAUAUGUUUUGGUCAAAACAUAUAAUAAUGAUUCUGCCAAAUAAAGUUGUGGAAUUCAACUUCAGAUAAAGUAAAUAUAGCUACUGUCUAAAUGCGUCCAGACCUCACACAUAUAUACAGUAUAUAUACAUAUAUAUAUAUAUAUAUAUAUAUUCUCUUAUUGAUAGUUGCAAUAUUUCUUUGUUUUAAAAGCUUGGUGGAAAGCUUGUUAAGUUUACGUAAGCCAAAGUUUCACUAAACAUUCCAGUCAUUUCUCUAAAUUUAUGAUCACAGAGCUGUGAAAAUGUCGAGUCGCUGCUUUUUUCAGCGUUUGAGCCAUUUUGAAGUUUUUAAAAUGUGAAUAUUUGACUCUUUAUGCCCAGUGGGGUGACAGUGACAGUUCAUCCUGUAACUGGCCAGAGGAAGACGCUUCACCCUCUUCGCCUGUCAGGCUGUACCUCAGCACCAUCAGUGUGUGAAUGUGUGUGUGAAUGGGUGAAUGUAGCGUGUGGCGCUUUGGAUUUGAUGAAGCGCUGUACAAGUGCAGGCCAUUUACCAUUUUACUUUAUAUUGGGAAUGAAAUGUAUGUCUUAAACUGUAAAUAGCAAACUGUUGUGCCUUUAACUUUCACUCAUUGCCUAUAAGAUUGUUUCAAACUUUUACUUCUAUUUAUGUAGGCAGCUGAAAACCAAUGCUUUCCCUUUGUUGUUUGGUGGGAUUUUGUGUUAACAGAUUUGAAUCUAAAAUCUUGCAUAAUUUUGAUGCAACUGCAUUCCAGCAUGGCAAGCAGUUGUAUUUUUGUUUCUUGUUUUCUGAUCAAACUUCUUCUGUUUCCUCUAACAUUUCGGAGAGUGACCUGGGACUGUGAAAAAACCUUCUUCAUCUAGUUUGUAGAUCUGCAAAAAAACAAACUACUAAAGUAGGAUUCAGCUUCAAAGAAAUGAGGCGUAUUAUAGCAUACGCCUCAUUUAUACGCUCUCGUUUAUAGCAUAUUUUCAUUUAUACGCUCUCGUUUAUAGCAUAUUUUAAAUGGCAUUUUGUUAUUUGUGAUUUUUUUUGCCUUGAAAAAUGUUGACACCGCUUUAUUGAUGCCAAUUUUUUUACAUAAAGUUUAAAAUAUUUAACAGAAAUUAAAAUUAACUUAGGUGUGAAAAAAAAACAUUACAAAGAGCAGCGUAUUUUAGUUACUGUGAUAAAGAGAGUUGAAAUGCGUGCUUUCUUGUCCUUUAUAUUUUGAAGAAGUGGUUAAAAAGUGUGACCGUGUAAAACUGAAACCAGAUUACAACCUUUUCCUGUUUUUAGUUCAGUUAGAAUUACCAACAUUAUUUCUAU
This is a messenger RNA of Xiphophorus maculatus (southern platyfish), 4297 nucleotides long. RefSeq names its product interleukin-6 receptor subunit beta-like. NCBI's taxonomy places the organism in Eukaryota, Metazoa, Chordata, Actinopteri, Cyprinodontiformes, Poeciliidae. The record is from RefSeq and is a predicted model, not a curated record. The transcript has 15 exons. Gene Ontology annotation, cellular component: signaling receptor complex; external side of plasma membrane. Gene Ontology annotation, biological process: cytokine-mediated signaling pathway. The coding region runs from base 286 to 2673 and encodes 795 amino acids. Gene Ontology annotation, molecular function: cytokine binding; cytokine receptor activity.